This is a messenger RNA of Hippocampus zosterae (dwarf seahorse), 3776 nucleotides long. It is a transcript of the gene micall1a, whose product is annotated as MICAL-like 1a. The record is from RefSeq and is a predicted model, not a curated record. Bases 685 to 3411 code for a protein of 908 amino acids. The transcript is spliced from 16 exons. Gene Ontology annotation, molecular function: protein binding. NCBI's taxonomy places the organism in Eukaryota, Metazoa, Chordata, Actinopteri, Syngnathiformes, Syngnathidae.
GUCUUGUUUCUCCGUAAUGCCGGGAGGUGGGGUGGGGUGCGCAGCGGAAUCAAACAGCGUGACAUUGUGGAGGUUAAGGGUUGCCAACGCUGCAGUCCAAGCAAGCGAGGAUGGACUGGCAUCGGCAGCAAGCUUCUGUGGCGAUUUUUAACAACGUUUCUUGGCAAUAACCAUGGACUUUUCUUUUCAGUCAACGCGAUAAUCGCCGCUGCGGGAGACGGUGGAAAAACAGAAAAAAAACGUGUUGCGGUCCGCAGCUCGAACAGUGUGAGCAAACUUGUGAGCCCUGGUUGGAUUGGAAUUGAGUGAUCUUUCCCCUGUUCUAACGCUGAAUUGUGAUUUUAAGGACGCACAGUGAACUGUCUGGGACGCUGCUAGCCUGCUAGCAAAGUUGGCUGCUCUAAGAACUUUACUGCCGGUAAGCUUGGAGCUAGCAAUUUGGGAUAUCAGCGGUGUUCUUCCAUCAGUUUGUUCGGAUGUAAGGUUCAGUGACGAUAUCAUUGUCACCAUGACCUCGGAGUUCAGAUGAUUUGGGAAGUACAAUGCAAUUUCUAUUGACAAAAAGUUGGCUAUUAUUUGGCUCGUUCACGCAGCGUCGCAUCGUUGGUUAAAAGUGACGUAUCUCCACCUCCGUCCGCCUUUGGCGAAACCUCUGAUGACUGACCCCAAGAACUCUUCGGCACGAUGAUGGGAUCUCUGAAGGCUCUCCAGGAGUGGUGUCGGAUACAGUGUGAAAAUUAUCACAAUGUGGAAAUCAAGGACAUGUCGACGUCCUUUCGGGACGGCUUGGCAUUUUGUGCCAUCAUACAUCGCUACAGGCCAGAGUUGAUAGACUUUGACUCAUUGUCUAAAGAUGACGUCUAUGAGAACAACCGACUGGCCUUUGAAGUAGCUGAGGCAGAGCUCGGGAUACCUGCGCUGUUGGAUCCAGAAGACAUGGUAUCCAUGAAGGUUCCUGACCGGCUCAGUGUCAUCACCUAUGUUUCGCAGUACUACAACUUCUUCAAUAACAAGUCGCAAGCCAACCCUCCCUGCACAAAGAGGCUUGGUUCUGUUCAUCAAAAUGAGCCUUCCCCGAAAAGGCCUCCGACUCCACUAGAGGACAAAGAAGUUGAGUCUGAGCCGGGCCAGACAAAGGUGGUGGCGGGGCUGGAAGAGUCAAAGCGGGCAACACUCAGCAGCACCUGCACUGCCUGUCAGCAGCACGUUCAUUUGGUGCAGCGGUUUUUGGUGAACGGCAAGCUAUACCAUCGAAACUGCUUCAGAUGCGCUGAGUGUCACAGCACUUUGCUACCUGGAUCUUACAAAGUAGGAAGUGAUUCUGGGGCCUUGGUUUGCACCCACCACCUUACAAGGCAAGCUUCAACAAACCAGAAUGGCCGGCCAGACCUUAGCAAGAGCCCCAUUGCAGUCCAAUCAAUGAGGAUGGGUCGCAGCAAGACCCCCCACAUCUCAGCCUCUGAGACGGACCAGCUUAAUACUCCAUCCCCCGUGGGGGAAGUGAAUGACAAUAACAUCCCAGCUAAUGUGACUGUUAUAGUCACCCCUGUACCAACGAACGAGGUCUCCUUGGAAGACGCAGAUUUGCUCAAUGACAGCGGACAAGCAGAAGAGAAAGACCGCCCCUCUUCUCCUCCUAACCCUUUUGACGAGAGUGAUGAGGAAGAUCAUGAACAAGCAAUGGUGGAAGACACGCAAACCAUUAACAAGGCUAAUGGGGACCUCCCAAAUAAACCUGUCAAUCAAAAUGAAACCGUCACCAGACCGGUGCCAGCGCCUCGCCGGGUUUCGGAGCCCAGCCCUCCACCCCGCCCAUCCCCACGGGUGAAGCUACCCCGGAGAGCAGACACCCAAGCAGCCGGUGAACAUCAGAAGCCACCCACCCCUCCAAAACCCAGAGAGAGAUCCCAAUCUCCAAGAAGUUUGUCCAGUGGCACGCAUAAACCCAAAGACCCACCCUGGCUUUCCUUGGUCCAAUCAGAAACCAAGAAGAAGAAACCUCCUCCCCCUCCCCCUCCCCCCACAGGCCUGCCAACACCCCCCAACACAGGCUCUGUUUGUUCUCUUAAAGAGGAGGGCCCCAGGUCCUCUUCACCCUCCAACCCCUUUGAUGAUGAUGAUGAUGAUGAGGAUGAAAAGAACGGGGCUCAGGACGAGGAGGAAGGCAGCGCGAUUCCAACAGCCCUGGCGACAAGUCACCCGUGGUACAGCAUCACGCAGGUGGCUGACGCCUCUGGUGCGGACACGCCCCCUAGCACAGGAAGCUCCUCCCGCUCGGCUAGCCCGGGAAGUGCCAAAAGCAAGAAACGACCAGCCCCUCGUGCGCCACAGCCACCUGCUGCUAACCAAGCUCUCAGUGUGGAGAGUCUGUCUUCUGGUUCCGAACACAGCUCCUCCCAACCCCCUUCGGCCUCCGGUGGAGGCAGUGACCAGGAACCCAGUUUCACCAAAAGCGUUUCUGAACCUUCCAUCUGUUCGCCAUCGACCGCCUUGCCUUCCUCCUCUUCCACUGAGCGCCUGCCUCAUUCUUGCUUGGGCCCCAAUGCAUCUCCCGCGGCAUCAAAUGCAAGCUCCGCGCCUGCCACCCCGCAGGUCAGUCGCAGCCACGAGACCAAAGCGACUGGACCCUCUCCCCCACGGCCAGCAACCACUCCCAGCCCAUUAGCCUCAGGGGCCACCUCUUCGCACAACAAGCCCAUUUGUAAGGAAAAUCCAUUCAACAGGAAAGUUUCUCCUUCCUGUGGUAUAUCCAAAAGCAAACCCCCAAAAGGUCCUCGUCCUUCCAGACCCCCAGCUCCAGGUCAUGGCUUCCCGCUCAUUAAACGCAAGGUACAAUCAGAUCAGUACAUCCCAGUGGAAGACAUCCACGGGGAGAUGAGUCAGCUGGAGAUACGGCUGGAUGAGCUGGAACUAAGAGGCGUGGAACUAGAGAAGAAGCUCAGAGACAACCCCAAUGAUGAGGAUGAGGAGCACCUCUUGGUUGACUGGUUCACACUCAUUCACGAGAAACAUCAGUUAGUCCGCCGUGAAGCUGAGCUGGUCUACACGGCGAAGCAGCAGAACCUGGAGGAGAGACAGGCGGACGUGGAAUACGAGCUGAGGUGUCUUCUCAACAAACCAGAGAAAGAUUGGACUGAGGAGGACAAGAGCCGAGAGCAGCAGCUGAUGGCUGAGCUGGUCACCAUCAUUGAACAACGCAACCAGAUAGUCAACAGCAUGGAUCAGGACAGGCAAAGGGAAGAAGAGGAAGAUAAGUUCAUGGAAGCCGUGCUGAAGAAAAAAGACUUCCACAAGGAAUCGGAUGGAGACCACCAGAAAAAAAGAGGGGCAAAGUUCAAACCCAUGAAGGUUCUGAAGAGGCUGAGUCAGAAAGGAGAACCUGGAAAAAGUCCUCGCAAGGACAACAGUUGAUCCACACAAAACAGUGUUGAAAAGUUCUCAGAAACUCUCAUAAAUGUGUUGAAAUGUCGCACAUGCAGAUCUGAUUUUUAGAUCUGCAUGUGGAAAAACAACACUUUAUCUUUUUUUAAAGCCCUGUGUUAAUUUAUAUUUUAAUGCGUGUCGUGUGUGUUUCGGCAUAAGGUGGGAAAGAUAAGGUGCAUAACUGCCAUGUAUUUAACUGUUUAUACUGGAUACAUCAUUUCCCUCAGUGAAUCAAGACGCUUCUGCCGUGUCACGUAUGUCCUUUUAUUUUUUCAACCGCAAUUUCAGCAGCAAGAAAAUACAAAUAAUGGUGAGACUGGAAGGUGGACAAAUAAAGCAAGUUGAUACAAGUA